UUAUCAUUUAUUAAUAUCACUUUGCAUUUAAAUUAAUGACUUGGCGUGUUCAUCAUUGUCAUUUUUAAAUGUCUGACUGUAUGCAGUCACAAGCUUUUACAUGAUAAUUUGUGUUUGUUUUAUGACCCAAAAUUGUGCUAAUCCCUGUUUUUGUUUUGUUUUGUAUGUAUUACGUAUGAAGUAAUGCAAUUUAAAGUAAAUAUUGCUCAAAGUGCAAAUGCUCCGGUCGGGAAACGCCCACCGCUGGCAUUGGUGGAAAACGGGGAAACUAAAAAAUAUACUCUAAUGUAAUUGGACAAUAUAACACGGAAGUGAAGAAGUGACCAAUCGACUGGAUAAAAGCACUCACCGGUUUGAGUGGACGGUCCAGUGUGCUUGGCCUUAACAUCCACUAAGGCAGACACAUUUGUUUUACACAGCAAUUUAUCACAAAUAUUGUUGACUAUGGCUGCGUAUAAGCUGGUGCUGAUUCGCCACGGAGAGAGCAACUGGAACCAGGAGAAUCGGUUCUGUGGCUGGUUUGAUGCUGAUUUGAGUGAAACAGGGGAGAAGGAGGCGAGGAGAGGUGGGCAGGCCCUGAAAGACGCCAAAUAUGAGUUUGACAUAUGUUACACCUCUGUGCUGAAGAGAGCCAUCAGGACCCUGUGGCUGGUCCUGGAUGGCAUUGACCAAAUGUGGGUGCCCGUGCAUCGUACCUGGCGUCUAAAUGAGCGCCACUAUGGCGGCCUGACGGGCCUCAACAAGGCAGAGACGGCUGCCAAGCACGGUGAGGCUCAGGUGAAAACCUGGAGGCGUUCGUUCGACAUACCUCCUCCGCCUAUGGGUCCUGAUCACGAGCACUACGCAAUCAUCAGCAAGGAUCGUCGCUAUGCCAAUUUGACUGAGGAUCAGCUUCCUUCCUGCGAAAGCCUAAAGGACACAAUCGCCCGAGCACUUCCCUUCUGGAACGAGGAAAUCGCUCCUCAGAUCAAGCAGGGAAAGAAGGUGCUCAUUGCUGCGCACGGAAACAGUCUGAGGGGCAUCGUGAAGCAUCUGGAGGGAAUGUCAGAUGAAGCCAUCAUGGAGCUCAAUUUGCCCACCGGCAUUCCCAUCCUUUAUGAGCUGGACAAAAACCUGAAGCCUGUGAAGCCAAUGCAGUUCCUAGGAGACAAAGAGACCGUGCGCAAAGCUAUGGAGGCUGUGGCCGCUCAGGGCAAGGCUAAGAAGUAAAACAUGGCUGUGUUCCUAAUAAUGGUGUUUUUGUUUAAUUGGAAUUCUGGACUUGCAAUGUUCUGGGAAAAUACAGUUAUGUCAAUAGUAUAUAAGGCCCAGAAUUAUUGCUAUCUUGAAUGAAGUAUUAUUGGCUUAACUUGCCAGUGAAGGUAGUGUCUAAUCUGUGCACUUCUUUAUUUAACUUAUGAUCAAUUAAAUGUGUUUCACCAAGAUACUAUUGUGUACUUUUGUACAUCUUUGGCUGAUUAUCAAAUGAAUGCAUAUAAAAACAAUGUCAAAGAGCUUUUUAUCUAAAGCUGACAACAAAAAAAGUUAUUUCGCACUUAUUGAAGCUUCUAUUGUGGUCAUUCCAAUAAUAAUGAAAAAAUGAGGGAAGAAAUUUGGCAGCCCUUCUCGGGUAUGAUGUCACAUGUCAACUGUCUUUCAUUGUUGUGUCUUGACUGUGUUGCUGUCUGUUGCCUUCUUGAAUAAUGUGCUUGUCCUUCACUGUAUAAUUGUUGCAUUUGCACAGUAGUUCUCUUCCAUAGUGUUACAAUGGUGUAUAAAAUGAAACCAAUGUAAUGCAAUGUUACUGCUCCUGUCUUUUAUUUAGAGUUUUCAUUUUAAUUAUCUUUUAUUCUUGUUUCUUUAUUUUAAUUUGAUUAAAUUCAGCUGGAACGAUCAUGUGCUGCUU
Molecule: messenger RNA, 1885 nt
Organism: Doryrhamphus excisus (bluestripe pipefish)
Lineage: Eukaryota; Metazoa; Chordata; Actinopteri; Syngnathiformes; Syngnathidae
Product: phosphoglycerate mutase 1
Biological process (GO): glycolytic process
Molecular function (GO): intramolecular phosphotransferase activity
Source: RefSeq, a predicted model, not a curated record